Messenger RNA from Colletotrichum paranaense, 1020 nucleotides. RefSeq names its product retinol dehydrogenase 12. Lineage: Eukaryota; Fungi; Ascomycota; Sordariomycetes; Glomerellales; Glomerellaceae. The record is from RefSeq and is a predicted model, not a curated record. The coding region runs from base 1 to 1020 and encodes 339 amino acids. The transcript is spliced from 2 exons.
AUGUCCAAUGAGUUGGCUAGCCAGGCGGGCUGGGAAGCCAACCCGCUAUCCUUCCUGUACCGCCAGGCCGUCAUCACACCAGCCGAGAUCCCGGAAGAAUUCGACUUGUCUGAUUGCACUCUCAUCAUGACGGGUGCCAGUAGCGGCCUCGGGCUCGAAGCAAGCCGUCAGUUCCUUGAGCGUUCACUCGGUCGCCUCAUUAUGGGUGUCCGCAACACAUCAAAGGGGGAGGCCCUUGCCGAAGGCCUACGACGGGAAUUCCCCAUGGCGCAGAUCCAAGUAUGGCACCUGGAAAUGGAGUCAUAUGAGAGUGUUAGAAACUUUGUUGCAAGGUGCAAGAAGGAGCUGACGCGGAUCGACAUCGUCAUCCUCAACGCUGCGGUGGUCGCCCAAAACUUUAUAGUCUCCCGGGAAGGCCACGAACUGAUGCUCCAAGUCAACUUUCUCUCUACCACAUUACUAGCCCUACUUCUACUCCCGGUCAUGAAGCAGAAGAAGCCGGCGGGAGACCAGGCGAGGCUAGUCAUCGUCAGCUCGGAUUUUACGUAUUGGCAUACGCCAGAAGAGGACAUGGUGACGGGUUCAAUGUUCAAGCCGGCCGACAAAGAAACCCUGUGGGAAUCUGGGAAGAAUUAUCAGCAGUCCAAAUUCCUGGGCCAGCUUUUCGUAGCAAAGCUUGCGACCUACGUCAACCCGAACCAGAUCAUUGUCAAUCUCGCCAAUUCGGGCCUUACCAGCGGUACCAACAUCGUCAAGCCAGCAAGCGAGUCAUGGUUCAUGGGCCUGAUGAAGAAAACUAUCGGCCGCAGCGUGGAGGUUGGCGCUAGGAGCUAUCUUGAUGCGGCAAUAGUAAAGGGCAGAGAGAGUCACGGAAGCUUCACCUCGGACGGACUUAUCAAGCCAUGGCCAGCUGUGAUGUACACAUCUGAGGGGAAUGGCCUCAAGGAGAGGAUAUGGGCAGAGACGAAGAAGGAGCCUGGUUUCGCAGAGGCCUUUGCAGAGGUUGAAAAGGGCCUCUGA